Molecule: messenger RNA, 1659 nt
Organism: Chaetomium strumarium
Lineage: Eukaryota; Fungi; Ascomycota; Sordariomycetes; Sordariales; Chaetomiaceae
Product: ubiquitin-conjugating enzyme/RWD-like protein
Exons: 9
Coding region: 108-1448 (446 amino acids)
Source: RefSeq, a predicted model, not a curated record
UCCUACGAAAGCCAACGUCCAUUCUCUGCCCUCGAUAACCCGCCACGCGAUUCUUUCCGUCAAAGACAAAUCCCCCUACAUCACGGACCCCUCGGUGACCUUCAGCGAUGGCGGACCAGUCCGUCUUCCGAAUCACGAAGGAGUUGAGCGAACUACAAAAGAACUCUGACCUCUCCCUCGCUGUUGCCUGUCGCGACAUCGAUGUGCGGAACGUCAAGGCCCUAAUCAUUGGGCCACACGACACCCCGUAUGAGUUCGGCUUCUUCGAGUUUGCGUUUAAAUUCAACAAAGAAUAUCCUAGAAAGUCUCCACAAGUCACCGCGAUCACAACCAACGGAGGCCGGUGCAGAUUCAACCCCAACAUCUAUGCCAACGGGAGGGUUUGCCUGUCGAUCCUCGGGACAUGGCGUGGGGAGCGAGGAGAGGAGUGGUCUGCCGUGCAGGGUCUUGAAUCCAUCCUGCUGUCUAUCCAGAGCCUGAUGUCUGCGAAUCCUUACGAGAACGAACCGGGCUUCGAGGAUGCCAACGAGCCAUCCGACCAAAAGAACCAAAAGGACUAUGUGCAGAAGAUUCGUCAUGAGACACUCAGGAUCUCCGUCAUCCAGCGAUUGGAGGAAUACCUGAAGAUCGGCCCCGACGGCAGCGUUCCGGCUCCCGUAGCCUCCAAGGACGAGUACGACCUAGACAUGGAUACCAUCGAAGACGAGUCUAGCGUCCCGUUUGAGCCGUUCAAGGACCUAUGCAAACGCCGGUUCUUGUGGUAUUACGAUUCCUACCUCGCUGCGGUUCAGAAAGGAAAGGAAGAUAUCAAGGACGGGUCGCCGUUUGUUCGGAUGCCGUUUGAGGGGACCAGUAAUACUAUGGAGGGCAAAUUCAAUUACACUGAGCUCGAGCGCCGGCUACAGAACAUCAAGAAGGCUCUUGAUGCCGAGACAGAGGCGUGGGAGACGGAAGGACUCGCUGCACAAGCCAAGGACAGUACCGUUGCUGUCAACCUCCGACGGCAGUUCGAGCAGAUUGUGGAAUCCUUCAAGCGUUCCGGUGUCCCGCACAACCUUGAGUUGGUGGAGGGCAACCCAUUUGUCUGGGUGCUGACCUACUUUGGAAAGCCCAUGACUAAUCUUGACGGCGGCCUGUUCAGGAUCAAGCUGUGCUUUAGCCCGCGAUUUCCCGAGGAGCAACCCCGGAUCAAAUUCGAGACGCGCCUGUUCCAUCAUAGGAUUGCCGCGGAUGGCACGCCUUGCUAUGUGGUCUCCAUGAGUCGCCGAGAGGAUGUCAAGACUCAUAUCGAGGCGGUUAUUGAAGCGCUGGAGGAGGAGCAACCUCCGUACGACCCUAGGACGCUUGUGUAUCCCGAGGCUUUCAAGCUCUACUGGGGAUCACCGGAGGACCGACGGAUGUACAACAGGCGGCUGCGUCGGUCGGUCCAGCAGUCGAUGGAAGAGUAGAUGAUGCCAGGCGCAGGAAACCGUUACCUCCCGCACACACCGGGGGUGACUGUGCCGGUCUGGGAGACUCUUCCCUUGUUUCUCUUACUCGAAUCUCCGGGCAUGGCAUCAGCUUGCUAGGUCUCUCGCGGGAUCCAAACCAAGCCCGUCGGCGUUCGGACAUGGCUAGGGCAGGGCACGAUCAAUAGGGAGGUGGCCAAACCCGAAGCGU